AUGCUGGCAGAUGCAGCAAAGAUCCUACAGCAAGCCACUCCGUCACCAUUGCCUGGUGUGCAGCAAGCCGUUCCUAUAAGCUCGGCACCACCACCUGGUAACCAAGGCGCGUCUACUACGGGACCGGUGACACCCGGAACUCCGGUUACCCUGGAAGCGUUGAACGCUCAGAUCGAGUCGCUGCGAGCGUUUGCCCAGGAGCAUGAGUUGAAAAUGUUGAAGCUUGCGGACGAUCGAUCUAGAGUCCUAGUUGAUGAUGAGGCGCAGGUGAAGGCACUUCUUGAUAGUGGAGCCACCCACGCUGUGGUGCCAUUCAAAAGGGAAAUGAGGGACCUAGAAAGGGUUGACGUGACGCUAGCUGGAGAUCUCAAGGAAGAGUGGUUUAAAACGAGUGGGGGUACGCUGGUGGUUCCUCCCGCGUCUGAAGACAAUGGUACCUCCAAAUCUCAGACCAUACUUCCAUUUGGGGCACUAGUACAGACCUUGGGUUGCAAAGUCACGUGGAGUAAAAGAAAGGGUCUCAAGGUGAUCCAUCCUCAGCUAGGCCCUCUCAAGGUUGGGGUUUCAAGUAACACGUGCCCAUACGUUCAAGAAGAGCAAGCUUUGAAGCUCAUCGCAGAACUUGAAGCACGAAGGUUACGGGACUUUGAGCGAAGUGUACAGGCGAUGGAGGCUGAACUCAGCCAACUCUCCGCUCCAGUUGACCCCACCAAGGCGAUACGUGACUUCAUCUCCAAUGGGAAAAGAACUCAGCUUCUUCGAGCUGUGUUCGCACAACCGUAUCUCAAGCAAGUGCCCGAGGCUAUCAAGGAGAACCUCUUGGGAGUUCAAGACAUGCUUCUGUGGUCCAUCGCCUCGGUCGCCCGAGGAGUAAGACCAGAGACCUUUUGGAGCACCGAGGCCAGUAAGUGGUGCAUUGGUUUCAAGAAAGAAAUCGUCGAAGCUUUAGAGGGGAAGAUAAAGGGGCACGACGUUGCAGAACUAGUCGGCGUGAAUGCAGUUAAGCCGUCUGAGCUCGAGGAGUGGCGAGCGCACAUUAUGCGAGGUGCGAAUGAUCCGUUCGAGGAUCUCCCGGGUGCUCCGGAAGAAUAUGCUCCUACCGAGCCUGGGGAGGACGUUGCAGAAAAUAUGAAGUUUGAUUUUGAUGAAUACGUUGAUAGGAUAGCAGCGGAGCAGGCUCUAACUUCGGUCAGAGCAAUAGAAGAUCCAGAUGAAUCUGCUGAGGAUGUUGGUCCCACGGUAGAGGGUGAUGAAGAGGUAUAUGAAUGGAUUGAUGACAAUCAACUCGGAGCCGCUAUAAAGGACGCAACUUCACGCCUGGAAAUAGUUACUCUAAGAUACUUUGUAGGCUUGAAGUCAAAAACCGGCCCAGAUGUAACGGCGGGUAUCCAGCAGAUGAUUUUGCGCAUAACUCAGAAAUUCCCUCUGAGAAUCCUUCAUUGCGACCCCGGCACCGAGUUCACGUCCGAGACCUUGAUGAAGUGGCUACCCGGACAAGGGGUGAAGCUACAAACCACCAUACCUACGGACAAACAGGGUAAUGGGUUAGCUGAAAGGAUAGUAGGCCAUAAAGAGCUGAUAACUAGAUGGGUGAAGACUAAGUAUGGAGCACCACACCUGACAGCACAACCUCCGCCUUUACAGGAAGCUGAUGUUCCGUCCGAGGAGGAGGAGGAAGAACUAAUUCCCGACGGGGAGUCAAUGUUUGUCGAAGGUGAGGAAGGUGCCAACCACCCCGAAGGUCUGGCAGAACAGGGAUUGCUGGACCAUGACUAUUCCAAUGCACACUUCCGUAGGGAAGAUUCGUGUUGGGAGCUUAUGGGCAUGGUGGCCAAAGAGGAUCAGCAUGCUGCAUUGGAAUGGGCCACAAUCCUCUUAAUCCAUGCAUCAGACGUUCCAGUUCAUCGGGACUUUCGCAACGAAUGGAACACGAGGAAUUUCGUUCUUUGCAUUCCCGGAGUCACAGAGCUGUGGACAGGCCCACCACAUGACCCCAAGGGAAAUGCCGCGCCGGGAAGCCCUGAUUGGACAUCCCCCGAUGUGCACGUCAUUAAUGAGGAGGUGAAGUCGUUUGAUCCACGACGAUAUCAUGCUGUACGGAGAUCACCAGACUGGGUUGUGGUGGGAUACUCCCCACUAGGGAUUCAUAAGUUGCCAGAGGUCAAGGUAGUGAGGCCCGGAAAGCCUGAUGAUGAGGAUGACGACAGCUCUCCCCCGCCAUGGGAGAAUCCAAUAAGGGAAGAUGACGAUGGACCUCCCCUGUGGGAGAGAGGUGAGCAAUCAAACACCAGCAAGCGUUGGCAUGACCUGGAUUCCGUGCCCGAAGAGCGGGUAGAACAGACUCCGAAAUGCCCGGCGAGCAUGUACUACCCCGUGCAUUACUGGGAGGAUGAGUGGCCUGAUCACCACAAUCCCAGUAGCGCGUCGAGCCAAGCAUGGACUGGCCAAACAUACUGGCAGGAUGAGUGGUGGCAGCCCGAUCAGGUCCAGGUAGGUGCAUCCAGCAAUGCAGGCCAGGUGCCGCCCGAUCAGGUCCAGGUAGGUGCAGCAAGCAAUGCAGGCCAGGUGCAGCCCGAUCAGGUCCAGGUAGGUGCAUCCAGCAAUGCAGACCAGGUGCCGCCCGAUCAGGUCCAGGUAGGUGCAGCAAGCAAUGCAGGCCAGGUGCAGCCCGAUCAGGUCCAGGUAGGUGCAGCCAGCAAUGCAGGCCAGGUGCCGCCCGAUCAGGUCCAGGUAGGUGCAACCAGUAAUGCCAUAACCCCGUCAGAGGAUGGCUCUCCUAUUGAUGAUGGUAGUCUUGCGGUCGUUGCAUAUGAGCCUACCUCUCAUUACUGGGAAGACGAGUGGCUACCAAAUAUGCCACCCGUGAGCACCGUUGAGCAACAG
Molecule: messenger RNA, 2883 nt
Organism: Symbiodinium necroappetens
Lineage: Eukaryota; Dinophyceae; Suessiales; Symbiodiniaceae
Source: the annotation of a GenBank genome assembly